AUGCAGCAGCAGCAGCAGCAGCAGCAGCAGCAGCAGCAGCAGGGCGGGAGCUGCUGCGCUCUCUUGGAGGUCCUAGGGGGCAGCGUAUAUGAGGAGUCAGCUGACCUCUUAUCCGCGCUGCUGGCGGCUCAGCCCAGGCCCUGGGACUCACAGCAGCAGCAGCAGCAGCAGCAGCAGCAGCAGCAGCCCGCGUCGGCAUCCCUCCAGGGGCCGCAGGGAUUGAGCGAGGCCGGCGCUGACGGAGGCGUCGAUGCCGCGCAGAAAAAUCAGCCGGCGCAGGCGCCCAAGCCGUCGGUAAAGCUGUCAAAGGCGGAGGCGGCCGCCGCCGCAGCGGCUUCAGAGGCGGCCGCGGCCGCGGAGGCCGCGGCCGCCGCGGCCGAGGCGGAGGCCACGGCGCGUGAGGAGGCGGCGCGGCGGUGUCCGGAGAGCCUGGACGGCUCUAAGCUGUGUUUCGAGGCGCCGCUCCCCGAGGCUGACUUCAGGGCCGUGCUCAGGACGCUGCAGGUGGCGCUGCUGUCGGAGAUGGAGGCGUGCGCCGCCCGCACCGUGGGCGAGGCUACUGCCUGGGAGGAGCAGCAGGAGACGCAGCUGACUGAGGAGCUGGACGAGCGCCUGCGCGCCCACCGCCCUCGCGCCGGCCGCGUGCAGGAGGAGGCGCGCGCGGCGCGGUCCGCGGAGCUCUCCGGCCAGCGCCGCAGGGCAGAGCGCCACACCGCGGACCAGAGCGCGGCCGCGCGGCGGCAGCGGGCGGCGUUUGACGACGGCUGCGCGGGGUUUGGUGAGGCGGCGGCCGCGGCGGCGGCGAGGGUGAGGGGGUAUGAGAAGCUGCUGGGGCAGGCGCUUAGUAAGAAGGGCGUGGACAUCUGCUGGCGCGAGGCGCAGGCGUUGAAGGCACGGCUGGAGAAGCAGCUGGCGGCAAAGGCGGCGGCGCUGAGGGCCGACUCCGAGGCCGGCUGCGACGGCAUUGUGGCCACCAACAGGCGCUUCGAGGCGGAGCAUUUGAAGGGCUUUGAGGUCGGCGGCCGCGUCGCGCCCGAGAGCAUCGCUGCAUACAUGGGCGCCCUGGCCGGCAUCGACCAACACAUGGCUGCGCAGCGGGGGAGCCAGGCGGUGGCGGUGGCUGCGCUGCAAGCUGAGGCGGAGCGGGUGGGCCGGGGGCUCCCGCCUGGACGGGGUGCCUGCUCGUGCGUAGCCUCAUCGUCCCUGCCGCACUAG
Monoraphidium neglectum is the source of this 1215-nucleotide messenger RNA. RefSeq names its product flagellar associated protein. Lineage: Eukaryota; Viridiplantae; Chlorophyta; Chlorophyceae; Sphaeropleales; Selenastraceae. The record is from RefSeq and is a predicted model, not a curated record. The transcript has 5 exons. The coding region runs from base 1 to 1215 and encodes 404 amino acids.